Morus notabilis is the source of this 1543-nucleotide messenger RNA. RefSeq names its product 12-oxophytodienoate reductase 3. NCBI's taxonomy places the organism in Eukaryota, Viridiplantae, Streptophyta, Magnoliopsida, Rosales, Moraceae. The record is from RefSeq and is a predicted model, not a curated record. Gene Ontology annotation, molecular function: oxidoreductase activity; FMN binding. Gene Ontology annotation, biological process: oxylipin biosynthetic process; jasmonic acid biosynthetic process. The coding region runs from base 209 to 1384 and encodes 391 amino acids. The transcript has 6 exons. Gene Ontology annotation, cellular component: peroxisome.
AAUUAACCAAACUUAACCUUUCAUUUUGCCGACCACCAAAAAGAAUCGUUGCCCACUCACAAAUCAGAGCUCGUACUGUAGGUGCAAAUCCAUGGGAUCAUAUUCCCAAUAAUUGACACAAAAAAAAAUCCAAUCCAAAGACGUUUUUCAUAGCAAAAAAAUUCAGAUCAUCAUUUCGAAGCUUCAAGUUUUCUUCUUCUAAACUCCAAUGGCGGAAACGGCUUCAUCGCGAGAGAUCAGUCUCUUCUCUCCUUACAAUAUGGGAAAGUUGGAUCUUUCUCACAGGGUGGUGCUGGCGCCGAUGACGAGGUGCAGGGCGAUCAACGGAGUGCCGCACGAGGCGCUGGCUGAGUACUACACGCAGAGGUCGACUGCCGGCGGGUUUCUCAUCAGCGAAGGGACUUUGGUCUCCAACACAGCGGCGGGGUUCCCACAUGUGCCUGGAAUUUAUACGGAAGAACAGGUGGAGGCAUGGAAGAAGGUUGUGGACGCCGUUCAUGCUAAAGGCAGCAUCAUUUUCUGUCAACUUUGGCACGUUGGCCGUGCAUCUCAUCAAGUUUAUCAACCUGGUGGGGGAUCACCAAUAUCGUCAACAAACAAGCCCAUCUCACAGAGAUGGAGAGUUCUGUUGCCGGACGGGUCUUACGGGCCAUAUCCAAAGCCUCGUGCCUUGGAAACCUAUGAAAUACCAGGGGUGGUGGAGGAUUAUCGCCGCGCAGCCAUAAAUGCCAUUCGAGCAGGUUUUGAUGGAAUUGAAAUCCAUGGCGCGCAUGGCUACCUCAUUGACCAAUUCUUGAAAGACGGGAUCAAUGAUCGAACAGAUGAGUACGGUGGAUCCAUCGACAACCGAUGCAAAUUCUUAACGCAGGUGGUUCAAGCUGUGGUUUCUGCCAUUGGUGCUGACAGAGUUGGAGUUAGAAUUUCACCUGCAAUUGAUCACCUUGAUGCCGUGGACUCCGACCCGGUCGGCCUAGGAUUGGCAGUGGUUGAGAAGCUUAACAGGCUCCAACUAAACACAGGAUCACGGCUGACUUAUCUCCAUGUGACGCAGCCUCGUUACACGGCCUAUGGUCAGACGGAAUCAGGCAGACCCGGCAGUGAAGAGGAAGAAGCUCACCUUAUGAGGACAGUGCGAAAAGCUUACCAAGGAACACUUAUUUGUAGUGGUGGCUUCACUCGGGAGCUUGGAAUGCAAGCUGUAGCGGAUGGCGACGCGGAUUUGGUCUCAUAUGGUCGCCUUUUCAUCUCAAAUCCUGAUUUAGUAUUGAGAUUUAAGCUUAAUGCUCCUUUGACUAAGUAUAAUAGAAAGACCUUUUACACUCAGGAUCCUGUUAUUGGGUACACCGAUUACCCUUUUCUUCAGGAAUCACGUUCACGUCUUUGAUUGGGAUAUUCUUCGGAAUUAUUUACGUUAUUAUAGGUUAUGGGUGGUCAUUGUAUGUUGUGGAACUUGACUUAAGUACUGAUUUUUGAUUAAGAGUUUGUAAUGCAAUAAAUGAAUAAAUAAAAGCCUAAAGUAGAAAAAGUAGUGUUCUUCUGUAAA